AUCGUAGUGGUGUGUAAACGGCUGAAGAGAAGCAGGGAGGGGAGUUUCGAGAGAAUGGCGACGGCGCCUUUUCUACGCAACAGAUAUUGGAUUCUCAGGCAUGGCAAGAGCAUUCCCAAUGAGAAGGGCCUCAUCGUUUCUUCUAUAGAAAAUGGUACCCUCCCUGAGUAUCAACUGGCUUCUGAGGGUGUUGGACAGGCGCAGUUGGCUGGAGAACAAUUCUUAAAGGAGUUGAAGGAAAAUUCCAUACCGCUCGAAAAUGUUCGGAUUUGCUAUUCACCAUUCUCAAGAACAAUCCAUACAGCUAAAGUGGCUGCAUCUGCACUGAAUCUUCCAUUUGAAAACCCUCAGUGUAAGAUGAUGGAAGAUCUCAGGGAACGCUACUUUGGUCCUUCAUUUGAGCUUUUGUCUCAUGACAAAUAUGCAGAAAUCUGGGCUCUUGAUGAGGAAGAUCCAUUCAAGCGGCCUGAAGGUGGAGAAAGCGUUGAAGAUGUUGCUUCAAGACUUGCCAAAGCAGUGCUUCAAAUGGAGUCUCAAUUUCAAGGUUGCGCCGUCUUGGUGGUCAGCCAUGGGGACCCUCUGCAAAUCUUUCAGACGGUGAUGGGAGCUGCCACGCAUGAAAAUGGAUCGAGUUCCGAUGAAUUGGCAUCGAGAUUACAAGCUGCCAUCACCAAGCCCAUUCUCUCGCAGCACCGGAAAUUUGCUCUGCUCACCGGAGAGCUUCGAGCUGUCGUUUGAAUUCCGGCAACACCUCGCCGGACUUAGUGAAGAAGAUGACCUCAACAAUCGUUUAUUCUUCUUUUUACUUUUGAAUUAAUGUUUUUAAUAUAUAAAAGAUUGAAUUUCAGAUUUGGGCGGCAAAAUAUAGUAAUUAUAUUAUUCCGCUAUUUUAA
Messenger RNA from Cucurbita pepo subsp. pepo (vegetable marrow), 893 nucleotides. Its product is annotated as Phosphoglycerate mutase family protein. The record is from RefSeq and is a predicted model, not a curated record. Lineage: Eukaryota; Viridiplantae; Streptophyta; Magnoliopsida; Cucurbitales; Cucurbitaceae.